This is a messenger RNA of Effrenium voratum, 2139 nucleotides long. Lineage: Eukaryota; Dinophyceae; Suessiales; Symbiodiniaceae. The record is from the annotation of a GenBank genome assembly.
AUGGAUUUUGGAAGGAAGAUGUACUUCAGCACUCUGGAUGACUCCAUGAAGGAGCAAGGUGUGGUUGACACUGGCGAGCCGUUGUCCAGAGACCUGGUCUCCUUGUCAUCAAUGGGCGUUGGCUCCAGUUACCGUGCACGACUGGAGGUGGAGGUAAAGGCACCGGCCUCUGCGCCGCUCGACUCCGGACCUGUUGCACCUGUUGCACCUGUUGCACCUGUUGCACCUGGGGCUCCGGGCGGGGCUGCGGCGCGGAACCGGCGCCGCGCGCGCCGGCGAGCGGAGGUGCGUGGAGACGUGGAGGAUGCCGAGCCUGGCGGAUGUGUGGUUCUCAUCCGGGAAGACUGCCGCCUGCAUGACAACCCUGCGUUGCACACAGCGGCUGACAUGCAUGACUGGAUUGUACCUCUCUACGUGCAUGAUGACGACGAUCCCUCGCCCUGGCCGGUGCGCGGUGCGGGGUUGUGGUGGCGCCAUGAAUCUCUGGGCUUCUUUGACAAGUCGCUGCAGGGUCUGGGCAGUCGCAUCGUGUACCGCAAGGGCAAGCUGUUGGAGCAGGUCAUGGAUGUGAUGCUCACCACGGGAGCCAAAGCGCUUCAUUUCAACUUGCAGCUGGAGCCCUGGCACCACCAACGGGAUCUGGACCUGGAAGCCGCAGUGGUGAGUUUGGGCUUGGAGGUGCGGACCUUCACGGCCAUGGUCAUGAAGUUUGAGCCCUGGGAGGCGCGGCGUGAGGGCCCUCCCCGACCGCGGCGUGCGCCGCUGCCGACGCUCACGGGGCGCCUGCCCCGACCGCCAGAGUGGCCGUGGUCCAUGCCACUGGCAGCCCUGGGCUAUGGGCGGACAGGUGGCCGUCGAAUUCCCCCCGGCUUCCGGCAAUUCAACGAGAAACGCCAGGCCAUGCUCGACACGGGCGGCGAUCCCAAGGAGGACGACUGGGCAUACGAGAUGCGGAGCUUUUGGCCCAUGGGCGAGCACGCAGCCAUGCGACGCCUCGAGGAGUGGCUGAAGGAUGCGGCAUGGGGCUGCUAUUUCCCGCCAGGGCUACACCCACGGGAUGAGGUGGGCGGCCGAUUCCGGGCAGACAAGGCCUGGACAGCGAUGCUGAGCCCCUACCUACGCUUUGGAGACCUCUCCCCGCGCUACGUGGAGUGGCGCGUGUGCCAGGUGCUCUCGCAUGAGCUGCGACACCUGUUCUUGAAACGCGUCGUGUGGAGGGACAAGGCCUACUCACAGCUCUACCGCUGCCCUGACUCGCACUCUGUGAGCAUCCGCCCGCACUACGAGCAGGAGACCUGGGCCGGGACCCGGCGGCAGUUGCGGCGCUGGCAGCGGGGGGAGACGGGUUUCCCCCUGGUGGAUGCAGCCAUGCGCCAGCUUUGGAAGGUUGGCUGGAUGUGCAACCACCUCCGGCACGUGACGGCCCAGUUCCUCAUCGAGCAUUUGGACCUCAGCUGGAAGGAUGGUUUUGCCUGGUACGACUACACCUUGGUUGACACGGAUGUCGCCAUCAACGCGAUGAUGUGGCAGAUGGGCGGGCACUCGGGCAUUGGUUCCUGGAAUUUCGUUAUGCAUCCGAUUUAUGCGGGAAAGAAGGUGGACCCGGAGGGAAAUUUCGUGCGCCGCUGGCUGCCCGAGCUGCGGCAUUUGCCCCCAGAGUACAUCCACUGCCCCUGGGAGGCGCCGGCGGGCACACGGAUCUCGGCGCAGGUGCUGGUGAAUGGCAAGUACUGGCAGCGGGUCAUUGAGGACCUGGUUGCUGCGAGGCUCGCACAUCAGAGGAACGUCAUUUUGGUUCGCAAGCGCUUCCCCCAAUAUGUGGACAAGGACGGCAACGAGGUUAUCCGCCUUGCAAAUGGACAAGUUCUGCAUUUGGACGUGCGGGAUGAUAUCCGCGAGAAUGAUGAGGACAAUAUCACCCUCAUGAUGACUGCGGACGAUCCACGCAGUGCGAUCCGCCGAAAUCUAGGCACCACCAAAGGUGUCCACUCUGGCCUCAUUUAUGAGGAGGCCAAGAAGUUUGAAGCGCUGUAUGACGCCUUCGAUGCUCGGCGGCCACAACCGUCGCGCACCAGGGACCGUGCCAAGGAGCGGGCCACGCGGCGCAACCAGUUCGGUGAGCUCGUGGCUGGUGGAUAG